This is a messenger RNA of Lachnellula hyalina, 453 nucleotides long. RefSeq lists its product as uncharacterized. NCBI's taxonomy places the organism in Eukaryota, Fungi, Ascomycota, Leotiomycetes, Helotiales, Lachnaceae. Bases 1 to 453 code for a protein of 150 amino acids. The transcript has 4 exons. The record is from RefSeq and is a predicted model, not a curated record.
AUGAAUUCUCAUGGCAAAGCUCACGCCGAGGUAUGGGACGACUCUGCCCUGGUGGAUUCGUGGGACGAAGCGGUUAAUGAGUACAAGAAAUAUCACGGGGUACAAGCUCGAGGUGAGAACGUAGAGGAAUUGCUGAGAGCACACACGAAGCAGAGUAAUGGAGUGUCAGUUCACCUUUUGUACUGUAAGUUUGCGCAAAAAGCUUACAGGGUUUUAGCAGCGAGGAUGAGGGUGAGAGACAAGUACUCUGGCCCCAAUGAAAUGCCAGGGCAGGCACCGGAUAGCGGAGUGAAGAAGGGUCCAGCACUGCCACAACAUCUCAUCGGUCAAGUUCAUGACAACAACCUGAAGAGCCUUUUGAUGUCGUGGUACUAUGCAGGCUACUAUACUGGUCUCUACGAGGGACAGCAACAACAGGGAACCCAAACCUCGCAUGGCAAGCCUGGAAAUUGA